Molecule: messenger RNA, 1808 nt
Organism: Orbicella faveolata
Lineage: Eukaryota; Metazoa; Cnidaria; Anthozoa; Scleractinia; Merulinidae
Product: NF-kappa-B inhibitor-like protein 1
Biological process (GO): negative regulation of canonical NF-kappaB signal transduction
Molecular function (GO): protein binding
Source: RefSeq, a predicted model, not a curated record
AUGAUGCAAUGACCACUCUAACUAGUUCCCAGGGUCCUAUCGGUGGGUUGUUGUAGAGGAGAGAGCUGGGCCCCACUCGUCCAAAACUAAAAUGGCCGCGUUUGGUCGAUCUUCUGCUUAACUUUCACUGUUCUCGCAUUAUUUGUUGCUGAAACUUCAACGGAUGGGUAAGUCAACGGAAGAAAAGCUCUUCUAUUAUAUUAAGACAGGGAAACUACAUCGUGUCCGAUCUCUCUUCAAGAAAUACGAGCCAUCCCAUUUAACUGCCCUCGUUGAUCGUAAAGGAAGAACUCCUUUGCACGCUUGUUGCCUUCUCGGUGAUGAUGCUAUUAUGAGGCUGCUAUUAAAAAAAGGAGCCGACGUACGAGUUCAAGACAGCGAUGGGAAUACGCCUAUUCACUUUGCUUUAAAAUACGCAAUACAGACAGUGAAAUUCCACGCAUUCGACGACCUAAUUGUGCCUUUGCUGAAGGCAUGUACAUGUAGAGGCCAUGUUUUUGACAUAGAAAAUAACGAGGGGAAAACACCAAGGGAAUACCUGACUGUGUUAAAAAGAACGUUUGCCCAGCGAAGGGAGGAAGAGGAAGCUGAAAGAAAACAACGGUGGCGAAAGGAGGACAAAGAGAUGUCAGAAAAGAAGGAGAACUUAGAGUGGGAAAGCAAACUGCGGUUUGAAGCAAGCCAAGAGGAUUACAGUAUUUAUAGCCAAGAUGAUUAUCUUGAAAACACACAGGAGUCUUAUGAUGAGUGGGUGGAGAGAAUCGCGCGUGAAAGAAGACGAAAGACUGAAUCAAGUAAGCACCAGAAACCAGACACAAACAAGCGACAGGAGCAGCAAGAACAAAAGGCAAAAGAGCGAACCAAGGAACUUGAGAAGGAACAUGAAGCUUACAUAACACGGAUAUCUAUCCAACGUCAGAAAUUGAAACUUACGUCAUCACUAACGGACUAUGAAAAGCAUUGUCGAGAAAUAUUCCACAGUAAUACAAUGUCAACACUUAAAUUUGUGGAUUUACCUUGGCCUUUUGAGGGUGACACUAAACAAAUGAUUGACCUUCUUGUCAAGUGGUCAGAACUGAAGUCAAAAGAAGAACGAAAGAAAUUUCUGAAAGACCAGCAAGUAAGAUGGCACCCAGACAAGUUUCUACAGAAAUGUGGCAACAGACUUGAUGAAGAGGACAGAGAAAAAAUUAUCGAACAAGUAAAGGAACUUUCUCAAGAAAUUAAUGCAAUAUUAGAGGGUGAAUUUUGAUGUUUUGACUAAUGUAAAAUACGACUUAUAAAAUAAAACCCCUUUAAACUCUGGCAUGUAGUACUCUGUUCCAGGAGCCAAAACUACAGACUUUAGAGAAAUCUCCGACUACUCAAAAAGUUUAAGAAACCCUGUUUACCCUGGAAAUACAUGCCUCUUUUUGCUCCCAGCCACGUAGAGCUUCAAUCACACAGCCUGCAUGAGAGUGAGUUAAGUGUCUAUUCCAAUCAUGGGUUACCAGGAUUAAUUCCAUACCAGUUGGUAUAAUUUCAAUUAGGUUGUAGCUCUGUGUUGAUUGAGAUGGUUCUAGGGCAAACAAGUCAUCUGAUCUGACAAGUUAAUGGUGCUUGCGGAGAUUUCCGUUUGAUGUGAAACUUACACCAACCAGUAUGGUGUAAAUGACGAAUGGUGAUUGGUCUGAAAUCAGUGUCUUGGUAGACUGCAAUAAUUAUUGGUGUUUAUCAUCCAAUCCAAUAGACGAUAUUUGUAUUCUUGAUAUUGGACUGAAACUAGCUUGCAAUGGAUGCUGAUACAGGGGAAUGUCAUUAAAAAGAGA